CAGAAAGUCAUUUGUGGCAACUAUUUCACUUGACUUUAGCAAGAAAGGGAACUCCAAGGUUGAGCUCAUCAACAGCAGUGUGGGCUACAACAUCAAUCUACAUGCAGGUGUCAAGAUCAUGCAAUCCACAGUUCCUCCAAGGACCAAUGUAGCUGACAGUAUCUAUGACUUGAACCAAACAGGUCAGCCCAUUAGAAUGAAUUUGGUUCUUCCAGAAGUGGCACAGCUGUUGUUGAAUGCAGUCCUGUUUGCCUCCCUCAUUCCUUCCUAUGAACUGGGUCUUGUUGCAACCAAGAGUGCUUCCAUCAUGGUCACAUCCUGUGGCUUGGCAGCUGCCUUCAUCCUGCAAUUGCUCCUAUGGCUGCUCUUGACAUGGGCAGUUGAGAGGUUGCUAUUGACUUUGCCCAACCAUCUUCAAUUUAACCUGUUUGGGAUCUACCUCAACCAUGUCUGGAUUUUCCGCAAUCAAAACUGGCUUGUGUACCUUCUCUAUGGCACACCCAUGUUUGCCUACUUUGCUCGCUUCAUGGGAGCUGAAGUGGAUGGAGAGUUGUGGUACUUUGGCAACACACUUUAUGAAUGUGGCAAGCUUCAUUUCAAAGGAUGCACUGUUAUUGACAGCUCCAGCUUGAAUGGCCACUACAUUGAUGGCAAGGGGCUAACAAUCAAUGACACCUAUGUGUCUGGUGUGGUGCAUCCUGGAUGCUUUGCUGUUGCUGGCUCUGUAGUUGCUGGUGAAGAAAACGGUCCAUGGAAGGUCUUUUUGAACAACAACAACAACCAUACAGCAGCAGACUCUGCUUCUAUUGCCAAGCCAACAACAAGUGACGACGCACAAUUCGUGGAUGAAGCUUUGGCUUCAGCUGUUUAAUUAAUAAUUCAUUUUUCCAUUUAGCAA
Seminavis robusta is the source of this 898-nucleotide messenger RNA. Lineage: Eukaryota; Bacillariophyta; Bacillariophyceae; Naviculales; Naviculaceae. The record is from the annotation of a GenBank genome assembly.